UUUUGGGCAACAAAUAUGUAAUACAUAAAUCAUCUUUUUCCUGUCCUCUGGAUGUCACAACUGAAGCCUGAAAUUAUUUGAUGUGAUUUGCUUGUCAUUGAAGAUAAAACAAAUUGUACUCUAAUGGCUUUCUCAGCACAAAAUCAUACAAAUCCAAUGGUAAUCGAAGCGACUGGAUAUGCGCCUUAUAUUAAAGCGAGAGCUCAGCGAGCAGCUGCUGAUGGAAGCAGAAUGGAUUCGAAAGCAAAUCGGCAGGCUCAAGCUAUUCGCGAUUACUGGAAUCGACAGAACUUCCUUGAUGAUAUAUCCGAGUACGCAAAACUGCACGACAGAGAUCUUUUUCGCAAUCAGUGGGAGUGCGCAGCAGAUAAGAAGAGCCUUUAUAGCAGAGUCCAGUGGGAGGUGGAUAAAGUGACAGCCAAAAUGGACGAAGAACUGGAGAGACGUAGAACUAGGUUAAAUGACUUACUGAAAGCUGAAGAGCAGAAACAUUUGCAAGCCAUUGAACCCGUGCCUCAAGUCGUUGAUUCUCAAGCACUUCUCGAACGAUACAAAGAGCUCAAAGUACAGAAAGAAAUGGAAAGGCAAAAAGUCGCAAAGGAGAAAGAAGAGCAACAGUUCAGGCGGAAUUGUGAUGAACUCAGAAACCUUAUGAGUCGGAAAAUACAGAAACUAACUGUUGAAGACGGAAAACGAAUUGCACAAGAAGCAGCAAGAGAGAGGGCAGAGAGAAAUCGUGAAGAAAACAUGUAUGCAGACUUGUGGGUCCAGGACACGGAAGCCAAACGCCAAAGGGAAGAGAAAGAAGAGGAGGUAAAAAAAGCUAGGGACAAGGAGAAUGUAGAUUUUGUGAAAGCACAGAUUCUACAAAAGGCUGUAGACAAACAGAAGGCGCUCCGAGAAAAGGAAAAUGAUGCCAUAUUAAUGGGAGAACAGAAGAGAUUAGCUGAUCUUGAAGAGGCAUACGAGAAGGAGCGCCGGCGACGGAAGCAAGAAGAAACUCGACGCGAUUUGAGCGAAUGUCUGAGGGCAAAAUUAAAGCGGAAGACAAAAGAAGUUCAAGACGAUCUUCUGACCGAUCUCUUCUUCCUGAGGCAGAUCAUGGAUGACGAGGAAGAAGCUAGAAAGAAUGAAAAGAAAAAGGCACUUAUGAAAGAACAGCAAGCAUAUCUACAGUACCUUCGAGAUCAAAUAAGAAAAGAAGAAGAAUUUGAAAAAGACAUCGAUAAAAUGUAUCAAGAGGAGCUUGAGAAAAUGUGGGCAAAGAGGGAAAAAGAGUGGCAGGCCGAGAAGGAGAAAAGGAGAAAACUCGAACAAGAUAUCAUGAAAGAAGUUAAAGAACAGAUCACAGCCAAUGAGGAGAAGGUAAAGAAAGUGCAGGAAAUGUCGAAAUUAUACGCCCAAGAAGUCUUGAAAGAAGACGAAGAAGAUAAAAAAAGAGAAGAAGAAAAACUGAGACUAAUCAGAGAGAAACAUGUAUCUCAUCAGAAGGAUCUUUUGGAACAAAUUCGCACGAAAGAAGAAAAACUGAAAGCUGAGAACCUUCUCCGAGAUAAGGAACUAGAAGCUCUUGCCAGGCAACGGGAAUUGCAAGAAGCUCGGAUUCAGAAACUCUUGAGUGACAUUACCAUCUCCAACGAACAUCCUUAUCGGAUUCAUAGAAGAGAACUGUGCAAGCAGGAAAUUUAGAAUUGUGAUCUUGUAACAAAAAAUUAAUAACAAUCUUCACGGCAAUAAUAAAAUCCUAUAGAAGAAUUCUAUCACCCA
This is a messenger RNA of Stegodyphus dumicola, 1767 nucleotides long. Its product is annotated as cilia- and flagella-associated protein 53-like. Lineage: Eukaryota; Metazoa; Arthropoda; Arachnida; Araneae; Eresidae. The record is from RefSeq and is a predicted model, not a curated record.